UUACUGGCUGGCAUAGUACCGGUUGGACAGUUGGUCACCGGCAUGAGCGCACGUGAACACGAAAAUGCGGGUUCUCGGCGCCCGAGGACGAACGUGGGUCAACAAUGAAUGAUCGUCUCUCUGGGGUCGGUGUCCAGAAAUACUGCCAGCGACUCGUCGAUCACAGCUUGAUAUCCUUCUCACACGCAAAAGCACUCGAAGACUCGGUCAUCUCACCAUCCACGCCAGACUAUCCUCGUUGUCCGAUCUGCUCACAUCGUCUCGCUGCGUGCCCUGGUUGUUCUAGUGUCACCUGCGGUAACAGUUGGUGUACAGCUGCCAACCUCGUUAAAUGUCUGUCUUCAUGUCGUUCGUGCUUUUCAACCGUUGCGAUGAAGAAGUGCAACGAGCACGACUGUCAGUCUCGUGCACAUUUUAAUGGUGGUACAAUCUGUCCCGAUUGCGUCAGACCCUUGGACGGUCACAUAGUCUGCUCCUGCGGAGAGAUCUGGGUUUGUGGCGCGUGUGCCACUCAGAAGAAAAUUCUGAACAAAUGUGGACGCUGUCCAAAAUGUCAGAAUUUUUUUUGUUUCUUCAGGUGCAGAUACAUCGAUGCAUGCGCAGACUGCCACAAGCUGACGCUAUGCAACGACUGCGUGGAAGAAGACAUUUCUGACGUGGAAGGGAUUUCAACCGCAAAGAAGGGCACAUCCCUCGUGGCGACGUGCGAAGAAUGCCAGAGCAAAAUUUGCGCGGACUGCUUGGAGCGUGAAUCCUGUUGUGAAUCUUGUGAAAGUGUUCAUUGCCAGGAUUGCACGGACAAUGACGAGUGUUCAGAUUGUGGGGCUCUCAUCUGCCUGACCUGCCAGACGGAAGCUGGGUGUCAGCAGUGUGACUCCUGAGGUAUGUCGAUUUUCAAACGACGGAUUUUGGUUAUCAUUGACAUAUUACUCCAUUAAAAAGCUAGGAAUUAUGCACCACACAAUGAGGGCAACCGAUACCCAAAAACAAUAUCUUCUUCGAGGAACACGGGAAUGGAAAGGCAAAUGUAGGAGUCGUAGUCGACGGGAAGAGACUCUUGUUUGUA
Messenger RNA from Suillus clintonianus, 1066 nucleotides. RefSeq lists its product as uncharacterized. Lineage: Eukaryota; Fungi; Basidiomycota; Agaricomycetes; Boletales; Suillaceae. The transcript has 2 exons. The coding region runs from base 105 to 881 and encodes 258 amino acids. The record is from RefSeq and is a predicted model, not a curated record.